AUGAAAUAUAUUUCUUUUUUUGUUACUUUAAUAUUAAUUUCAAUUUUAAAUAAUUUUGUUUUAUCAUCAGGUACAACAGUUAGUGAAGUUACAUUAAUAGUAAAUUUAAAUAAUAAUAAUAAUUAUCCAGAGAAUGGAACUUGUGGUAGUACUCAAUUAACAUGUAAUAAUAUAAAUGAUGCAUUUAAUUAUUUUAAUACAAUUGCAGUUAAUGUUAAUACAAGUUCACAAAUCAUUUAUCAACAAUUAAACCUUUUAUUAGAUGAUGGUACUUAUUCCAUUGGAACAACAACAAUUAAUUUAUAUCAAUAUAAUAUAACAAUUUCACCAUUAAAUUCAGGUUCAAAUAAAGUAAUAAUUAAUAAUAAUAAUAAUUCACCAAUGUUUUCUGUAAUACCAUUUAAUAGUACUGAUGAUAGUAUUUGGCAAAAUUCAUAUAUUUUAAUUACUGGAAUUCAAUUUUUAAAUUUUAAACAAUCAAUUAUUAAAGUUUCCACCAUUUAUUCAUUUACUGAUAUUAAAUUUCAAUCAUGUAUUAUUAAUCAAUAUAAUUCAAAAAGUUCAAUUAUUGAAAUUAAUCUAUCAUUUCAAGGAAGUUUACAAAUUCCAAAUAGUCAUUUAAAAAUUAAUAAUUCUCAAAUUUCAAAUAUUCAAACUGAUAAUAAUACACCAUUGAUUUUUGCCAUUAAUACUAUUAUUGAUUUUAAUCAAAAUUCAAUUACAAAUGCAACUGGUAUUCAUAGUUUUAUUUCAACAUCAUAUGGUGAAUAUUUAAAUGUAGAUUUUUCAGAUUUUACAAAUGUAAAUAGUUCAUAUGGUAUUUUUGAAGUUACAAAUACACAUGCUUCAAUUGGUGAUGGUAAUUACAAUAAUAUCCAAGCAACAAGAGGUGCAUCGGUUUUAACAUUUACAAAAAGUGUAACUCAAGUAUACUCUGCUGCUAUUGCUCGUUGUAAUUUCAAUGGUUAUAGUGGUACUAAUGGUGGUGUUUUCCAAGGUUUAAAUACAUUAACAAGUUUAGAAACUAUUAGUUCAAGUAUUUCUCAAUGUACUUUUUCAAGUGGUAGUUCAAAUAGUGGUGGUGCAAUUUAUUCAAACAAUAUACCACUUUCAAUUGUAAAUUGUGAUUUUGGUAAUAAUAGUGCAAGUCUUACUGGUGGAUAUAUUUAUAUAAGUGGUAAUUCAUUAUCUUUAGUAAAUGUAUCAAUCACCAAAGCACCACUUCCUAUUACUACCACUACCAAUACAAUAGUUGGCGAUGGAAUUGGUGGUUAUGCUCUUUAUGCUUUAAAUUCAACUGUUAAUAUUAAUAAUGGUACUUUUGGUGGUAAACUUGAUUCAAUCUUUUGCAAUGGUUCAACAAUUAAUGCUGAUCAAUACACUACAUUACAAUCAGUUUAUUGUAGCAAUUGUAAUGUAGAAGUAAGUAAUAGACAAGUUUGUAAUUUUGGUGGUGAUUCAACUUCAACCUCAACUUCAAAUUCAGGUACUGGUACUGGUACUGGCACAGGAGGAGGUAUUAGCAUUAGUAGUAGCAGUGGUGGUGCUAGUCAAACUCUAACUAUCACCUCAACAAGUUCAACUCCUCAAACUUCUGCUUUAACUUCCAGCUCAAGCUCAGGUUCUGUUCAUACUACUGUAUCAACAAUAACUACGACAGGUUUUACAAGCCAAUCAAACCAAUUUUCACCUUCUUUUUCAAUUUUUAUUUUUAUUUUAUUACUUUUAAUUUUAUCGGUUCAAUAA
Molecule: messenger RNA, 1746 nt
Organism: Dictyostelium discoideum AX4
Lineage: Eukaryota; Evosea; Eumycetozoa; Dictyosteliales; Dictyosteliaceae
Exons: 1
Coding region: 1-1746 (581 amino acids)
Source: RefSeq, a predicted model, not a curated record